Molecule: messenger RNA, 1091 nt
Organism: Aaosphaeria arxii CBS 175.79
Lineage: Eukaryota; Fungi; Ascomycota; Dothideomycetes; Pleosporales
Product: haloacid dehalogenase
Exons: 1
Coding region: 198-1013 (271 amino acids)
Molecular function (GO): hydrolase activity, acting on halide bonds, in C-halide compounds
Source: RefSeq, a predicted model, not a curated record
UUUUCCGGCGUGACACAUGCCAUUGUUGCGUUUUCCCUUCUGCUGACAUUAACCUACUCGGUAACCAGUCAACCUAUAAUACCAUGGAACACCACAAUCACAUAGUUACCAGCAUCAUAUAGAUACCUAACUCCCUUCGCCAGAACAUCGUUCUGAGACAUAUUGCAGCACUUCUUGCUAUUGUCACAACCUUCGCCAUGGCUUCACCUACUCCAUUAAAGGCCUUGCUAUUCGAUGUCUUCGGAACCUGCGUGGAUUGGAGGAAGACUGUUACCAACACCUUGAUCGCGCAGGCACAUGAGUCACUAAAUUCUGCAAGUGCGUCGCUGGCAACAUCCGUGAGAUUGCGCGCCACCGACAUGACUGAGUCUGAUUGGGGUGCAUUUGCCCAACAAUGGCGGCACUCUUAUCAUGUCUUCACUCGUUCCAUUGCCGCAGACCCUAGUAUUCGGUUCAAGACUGUUGAUGAACAUCACCUCGAGGCACUGCACGAAUUGGUGGAACAGUGGGGUUUGAAAGGCUUGUGGACGGGCGAGGAACUGGGAGACCUGAGUCUCGUAUGGCAUCGUCUCGAUCCCUGGGCGGACACAGCUAGCGGCAUCGAUUCUUUCAACAAUCGAUUUCAGACCGUCACUCUCAGCAACGGGAACCUUUCACUUCUGCAGGACUUGAAGACGCAUGGUUCUCUCGCCUUCACGCAUUUGUUCAGCGCGGAGAUGUUUGACUCCUACAAGCCGUCGCCCAAAGUCUACCUCGGCGCAGUUGAGCGCUUGGGACUGGAGCCCCGAGAGUGUGCCAUGGUGGCUGCACAUCUCGGAGAUCUCAAGGCUGCGAAAUCCCAUGGCCUGCAGGCUAUCUAUGUUGAGCGAGCCGGCGAGGAGGGAUGGGCUCACGAAGAUGUGCAAAAAGCCCGUGACGAGGGUUGGGUCGAUAUAUGGAUUGCGUUGGAUCAGCCUGGUUUCAUCGCGGUGGCUGAGAAACUUGGUAUUGAGACAGGUCUUUUGGAUGGCUGAUGGUCACCAAAAUUCUCACUAUAAUUAGUUUUGACGUGAGUGAGUCGGAAAACAUUGGCUUACUUAUGCAUCGUACAU